Messenger RNA from Esox lucius (northern pike), 10214 nucleotides. It is a transcript of the gene slc4a8, whose product is annotated as solute carrier family 4 member 8. The transcript has 24 exons. The record is from RefSeq and is a predicted model, not a curated record. NCBI's taxonomy places the organism in Eukaryota, Metazoa, Chordata, Actinopteri, Esociformes, Esocidae. Gene Ontology annotation, biological process: regulation of intracellular pH; bicarbonate transport; transmembrane transport. The coding region runs from base 319 to 3624 and encodes 1101 amino acids. Gene Ontology annotation, cellular component: plasma membrane. Gene Ontology annotation, molecular function: monoatomic anion transmembrane transporter activity; sodium:bicarbonate symporter activity; solute:inorganic anion antiporter activity.
GCUGCAUCCACUGCUAUAUUUGCCUAGGACCAAAGGGAGGCAAGCUUGAGGAGUACAAACAUCGGGACGUCAAAAAACGAUCAUAACAACAUAACAGGUGUAAUUUUCAGCGGUGCUGCUAUUUUCUUUAACCUGUGUACAUGUUUUCCCGCACCAUGUGUGUCACAAUAUUCGAGUUUUGUCUGAAAUGAAUGUCGGUACAAAUAAUUGACUGACAACACCGGGAGUCUCUACAUCUUCUCGAAACCGCCCUGGCUAAUCCAGCCUCACCUUUUGACUCGGUGUAGCCCACUGGUCACCAAAUAAACGGCUACUACCAUGCCUGCCGGAGUCAACGACCCUGAGAGCAUGUUGAGUUAUCAGCGGCCAGACGAGGACGUGGUGGUGGACCAAGGAGGGACCAGCUCAGUCCUCAACAUUCAUUAUGAGAAGGAGGAGCUAGAGGGCCACAGGACUCUAUAUGUGGGAGUACGCAUGCCCCUGGGCCGACAGAGCCACCGCCACCACCGACCUCAUGGCUCACGCCACCGCAGAAAGGACAGGAGGGCGGAGAGCGCCGUGCUGCAGGAUGCGGAGGGAGAGGGGUCCUCAGCCUCUCAUGACACUCCAUCCCAGCGUGUACAGUUCAUUCUGGGAACAGAGGAAGAUUCUGAACAUGUGGCUCACGAGCUUUUCACUGAGCUGGAUGAGAUAUGUGUCAAAGAGGGCAAGGAUACGGAGUGGAAAGAAACGGCCAGAUGGUUGAAGUUCGAGGAGGACGUAGAGGAUGGAGGAGAGAGGUGGAGUAAGCCCUACGUCGCCACGCUGUCCCUCCACAGCCUGUUUGAGCUGCGCAGCUGUCUCAUCAAUGGCAGUAUACUGCUGGACAUGCAGGCUAACACCAUUGAGGAGAUAGCAGAUAUGGUGUUGGACAAGCAGGAGUCAUCCCACGAACUGGAUGACAGUGUGAGGCUGAAGGUGAGAGAGGCCCUGCUGAAGAGACACCACCACCAGAACGAUAAGAAGCUCUCAGCGCACCACCAGCUCAUCCCUGACAUGGUGCGCUCCUUUACUGACAUCGGACGCAAGCACUCCGAACCCCACUUGGACAAGACUGUUCCAGCUGUCUCUCCCCAGCCACCCCCAACCAACGUAGAUGUAAAAAACGGAGCCAGCCACGACAACAGUCAGUUGGACCUUAGCAAGGUGGACAUGCACUUCAUGAAGAAGAUCCCUUCUGGAGCUGAGGCCUCUAACAUCCUGGUGGGGGAGCUGGACUUCUUGGAGAGACCUGUGGUGGCCUUUGUACGCCUCUCCCCUGCUGUCCUCCUCACUGGACUCACUGAGGUCCCCAUACCUACUAGGUUCCUGUUCAUUCUCCUGGGCCCAGAUGGGAAGGCUCAGCAGUAUCAUGAAAUUGGCCGCUCUAUGGCAACCAUCAUGACUGAUGAGAUCUUCCAUGAUGUGGCGUACAAGGCUAAGGAGCGCAGUGAUCUGCUGGCUGGUAUUGAUGAGUUUCUGGAUCAGGUUACUGUCCUGCCCCCAGGGGAGUGGGACCCUUCCAUUCGCAUUGAGCCUCCAAAAAGUGUCCCGUCUCAGGAGAAGCGGAAAAUUCCAGGGGUGCCCAAUGGUACACCCUGCUCAGUGGAGGAGGAGUAUCACGCAGAGCAUCAUGGUCCUGAACUUCAGAGAACAGGAAGGUUGUUUGGGGGUCUGGUGCUGGACAUUAAGCGGAAGGCUCCGUUCUAUCUGAGUGACUACAAGGAUGGCUUGAGUCUGCAGUGUGUGGCCUCCUUCCUGUUCCUCUACUGUGCCUGCAUGUCCCCAGUCAUCACCUUUGGAGGCCUGCUGGGCGAGGCCACGGAGGGACGCAUCAGUGCCAUUGAAUCUCUGCUGGGAGCGUCCAUGACAGGAGUGGCCUACUCUCUGUUUGCUGGUCAGCCUCUCACCAUCCUGGGCAGCACAGGCCCUGUCCUCGUCUUUGAAAAGAUCCUCUUCAAGUUCUGCAAGGACUACGACCUGUCCUAUCUGUCUCUGAGGACAUGCAUCGGCCUGUGGACAGCCUUCCUAUGUCUGGUCCUGGUUGCCACGGACGCCAGUUCCCUGGUCUGCUACAUCACGCGCUUCACCGAGGAGGCCUUCGCUUCGCUCAUCUGCAUCAUCUUCAUCUACGAGGCCCUGGAGAAGCUGAUCCACCUGGGGGAGCUCUACCCCAUCAACACCCACAGCAGCCUGGACAGACUCACACUGGCAUUCUGUCGAUGUGCAGAGCCUGACAAUCCCAGUAAUAAAACCCUGGAGCUAUGGAGUCAAAGAAACAUCACUGCUUCUGCUGUGCCGUGGACCAACCUUACUGUCAAGGAGUGCAUAGGUCUCCAGGGCCACUUUGUGGGUACUGCAUGUGGACACCACGGCCCCUACACCCCUGACGUUCUCUUCUGGUCCACCAUCCUCUUCUUUGCCACUGUCUUCAUGUCAGCCUUCCUUAAAGAGUGUAAGACCAGCCGCUAUUUCCCCACCAGGGUGCGGUCAAUGAUCAGUGACUUUGCGGUCUUCAUCACAAUUGUACUUAUGGUCCUCAUUGACUUUCUGAUUGGAAUCCCAACACAGAAGCUCCAGGUGCCCAGUGAGUUUAAGCCCACCAGGGAUGACCGUGGCUGGUUGAUUAACCCUAUAGGUAGAAACCCCUGGUGGACUGUCUUGGCUGCCGCCAUCCCUGCUCUGCUCUGCACCAUCCUCAUCUUCAUGGAUCAACAAAUUACUGCUGUCAUCAUCAACCGCAAGGAGCACAAACUCCUGAAGGGCUGUGGGUACCACCUGGACCUGCUAAUGGUGGGCGUGAUGCUGGCUGUGUGCUCCAUCAUGGGCCUGCCCUGGUUCGUGGCAGCCACCGUGCUCUCCAUCUCCCACGUCAACAGCCUGAAGCUGGAGUCAGAGAGCUCGGCCCCCGGGGAACAGCCCCGCUUCCUGGGCAUCCGGGAGCAGAGACUCACAGGCCUGGUCAUCUUCCUGCUGAUGGGCCUGUCUGUGUUCAUGACGGGGGUACUGCAGUUCAUUCCCAUGCCUGUCCUGUACGGAGUUUUUCUCUACAUGGGAGCCUCCUCUUUGAGGGGGAUACAGUUCUUUGACCGUCUGAAGUUGUUCGGUAUGCCAGCCAAGCACCAGCCAGACUUCAUUUAUCUGAGACACGUUCCCCUGAGGAAGGUGCACCUGUUCACCCUCACUCAGCUCACCUGCCUGGCCCUGCUCUGGAUCAUCAAGACCUCCAAGGCUGCCAUUGUCUUCCCCAUGAUGGUGCUGGCUCUAGUGUUCAUCCGAAAGCUGUUGGAUCUGUGCUUUACGAAAAGGGAGCUGAGUUACCUGGAUGACAUCAUGCCUGAGAGUAAGAAGAAACAGCUGCAUGACGCCUCCAAGAAUACUGACAUUGAGCAGGAUGAGGAGGUUGUGUGUACCCCAGUUGAGGAUAGGAGCUCAGUCCUCAUCCCUAUGGAGAGCAGUAAGCUCCUACAGUGUCCCAAAACAUAUGACCCCAGGUGUGACCCCUCUGACAUUAACAUAUCGGAUGAGAUGUCUAAAACCACUAUGUGGAAAUCCCUCAGCACCAACCAAAAGGACUGUCGCACUGGGCUCGCUAAGAAGGAUUGAGAUGGAAGGUCUGGAGUUUAUAGAUCAGUGAGAGAGAGAAGAGCAUAACGACUGCAGAGGCUGUGACCUACACUUCAAUAAGCAGUGACAUAGGUCAUGGGCAACUUCUUAUUUUGCAUCACACACACACACACCUAUUAGCUGUUCUCCUACAGCUACAUAGCACACAGAUUCCCUCAAGCCAUCCAGAAACGUUUCUUCGAGAACAGACCUGAGGGGUGUACUAUGUACUUGGAGGGAGGAUUUAGCAAGGGGCCUUUUGUUGAGUUAGUAACUAACUGGUUGCAAAAAUUAAAUAAUCUGGCUAAAUUUCCUUAAACAAUUACAUCUGAUUGGGACAACAGUUGAAGUCUUAACAACUGCUGAUUAAAUUGGAGAUUACUUAUUUAAUACCAAGAGGAACAUUUAUUGAUAAAAAAAAGAAAAAGAAAUCUGGUCAUUUUGUGCAUCAUCAACACUUCCUGGCACAAUAUCCUGCCUAUCACUUGUUAAAGUCCCGUUGGUUCUUUUGUACAAAAUUGUUGUAAUGAGAAAGGCUUUCAAAGCAUUAACAUCUGCCCCACUAGUCAAUCAGACGUACAUCUGAGCUGUACUGAGUUCCUACUUUAUAGCAGUUUUCCUUCUCUGAGUAGCAGGAACGGUACAUGCUUUAUGAUUUCACAACAUUCCAAAAUGCAAUUAAGAAACAUCCUGUCCUGUUUCUUAAAAGCAGAAGAUGUUUUUGGUUGGAGAUGCUGGGGUAAAAACAAUCCCCUUCAUAAAAUCUAGCCCAAUAACGUUUGUGGCAUGCAGUUCAGCAAAAAUAUUAGGAUUUCCACACAAAAUUGCCCAAAUGAAAUUAAUCAAAUUCUAUGUAAUUUUAGUUUUAAAACCACAGAAAUGAACAAAAACUGUAUACUGAGGGAAAGUACUAGUUACUGUUGAACGGGAUUCAUACAUGAAGAACACACUUCUUCAGUGUUCCAGUGGCCAUUGAAGGUGGACCUUUGUCCACUGAAAUCAGUUAAGACACCAAACUGCAGUCAGGUCCCAGUGAGGAAGACCAGCAUACAGAUGAGCUUCCCAGAGUCGGUUUCUGGCAGUUCGUGCAGAAAUACUUCAGCUUUGCAAAGCCAAACCUUCACCUGUCUGGGUGGCUGGUCUCAGACGAGAUUUUAGAGAGCUGUUUUAUUAUUCCCAGCACAAGAUGCAUCUGUGGGAUGAUCAUGCGGUUUUAACAACAUCUACAUAUGUCAAACCUGUCAGGGUGAUGGAUUUUCUUAGAAAAUUAGAAAUGCUCUCUAACUGUAAUUUAAACAAAUUUUUGCGCAACAAGUUGGAGAAAUCCACUUGUGUGUAUGACUGGGGUCUUUUAUUUUAGUGAAUGAAACAUGGGACCAACACUAUACAUGGUGUGUUUAUAUUUUUAUUCAGUGUAAAUAUUGUAACUGCAACAAAAUAGGAUGAUGGCAUAUCAUUUAGAACGGACCUGUUCCAUGCACGCUAGGUCACAGCUAACAUAAAUCACGUUGUGUAAAAUUGCUGAGAAGUGAGUUAAGGAUUCAUUUAAUCCAACUACCUCCAUCUCCCAAACAUUGUCAUCAUUCCCUUUAUGACUACUGGUCAAAGAUUUUAUUAAUAUAAUUAUAUUUUCCUGUUUUAUAUUAAAUAAACCAUCACAUUAACCAUGUUGUAAUAACAAAAUGCAUUACAAACUUCACAAAACAUUAAACGUUUGUAUGACUAUAAAAUGAUUGUAUCGAGAGCUUUGACAAAAAAUUUGCUGUGCAUUGAUAAGUAUACCUGAGCACCUAAAAGUCAAUAUUAAAAGAAUGACUACACUAGCUUUUUUACACCACAGCCUCUUGAAUAUCCAAGAUAAUGGUUGGUUUUAAAUUAGGCACAAAUUAACACGUGGCACUGAAUCAUCCAGGGAUUGAUGGUUCAACUUUGCAGUUACAGGUUUGGCAUUAGACUAGCCAUGUGUAACAUACACAAACAUUUAGAAACCAAUUAGACUCAGAGGGAGACAAGCAAUAUCUACACUCUUAAUAAGAAAGGCUGUCCUCAGGGGAAUAUUCCAUUGUUUCACCAAAAUAUUUGACGGACAAAUUCGUAAGAUAUGCUAUGUUACAUUAGGGUACAAACCUCAGUUUCACAGUUACAGUAGCAAAGAAAACAUUUUCCACAAUGUUCUAGCCACUGUAGAUUAAUUUGCAACAGGUAUCAGAACAUUGAAAUUGGCUAGCUAGCCACCUAACUUACCUCAAAUGGCUGGAGGAACUCUGUCGUGGAAAGGUGGUGGGAAACGGUUCCGAACCUUUUGUCUGUGCCAAAAAUAAUUACGAUCUCUGAAAUAUAGCAUUUUCAUAUAAAAUUCCAGAUCUCAAGAAUUGUCUGGGGUGAUGUCAAGAGAACAGGAGUGUGUUAUAAAGGACCCAAAAGUGUAUUUGAUUAACCUCCCCUUUAACACUAACCUAACGUCCUUUGUUUUCUAUUCUUAACACUAACCCAUUAGCCUACACUAACCAUACAUUUAAUAUUAUACAUUUUUCACAAUUUGCAAAUUAUUAAUUUUAGUAGCAUUCAUCUAAAAGUUUUUAGCAAGUUGGUGACAUAUAAUAAGUUUAUGUUAGUGCAUUGAAAUGUACCUUAAUGUUAGAUAUCUUACAAAUUCUAUCUAUCACAGAUUUACAUAUAAUGUGUUACAUAUUCCCCUGAGAACAGGUUGAGUAGCGACGACAGCUUAGUUGAAAGGUGAAGCUAACUGAAGCUAACUAAUGAUAAAAAAGUGCUGUGUCUAUGAAAAUGUUCCUUCAAACCCAAACCAGGUUCUUAAUCUCAGUGGCGCUAUUUAUCUUAUAUUAAGUUAAAAGAGUUUAUAGAACUUUUUCUUUACUGUACCAUAACUGUGUUUUUUAGGACCUUGGUAGUCUUACCAACUUGUUUUUAGAUUCUAAAGUAUAUUAUUGUAUCAGUAAUGUAGAGAUAUUUAACUUUGGAAAUAAAAUUGUUCUUAGUUUUUGAGCAAUGUACGAUGUGGUAAUACUGCUAGAAGAAACUGUGCAUCAGUUCAACCAAUGACAUCAAUAAUAUGAAUAAUACUAUGUUACUUUUGUUGAUAUAGCUGACUUAAAAUAGCUGUUGAAAUUGGAAGCUGCUGUAUAAAAAGUUAGUGGAGGGGCUUUCCGGGCUUUUUGGGGAUUCCCCUGAGUGGAUUUUGUGACUGAAGUUGACUUCUCAUUAGUGAUAGUACAGUUGAAACAAGAGCUUUGAUGCAUUGUUCAUGGUCAAUCCCAAAUGAACACCUCCUGACUCCAACCUAUCCUCUGCCCUCCAUUUGCGUGUUUGCGAGGGCCUCUGCUAUAUGCUUAAGUGUCCCAAAUCUAAGGGAGCAAAUUGCCCCUUACAGCCUCCAGUUGCCCCUUACAGCAAAUGCAGCCUCAUCGAGCAAAGUGGAACCCCAUAAGAUACUGCAUCAUUUCUGAGCUUGCGCAAUGUCACACAAAAGAAUGGUAGGCGUGCCUAAUUAUAUUACACUCAGAUUUGUUUGUCUUAUUGAGAGACUUGACACUUAGUUGUUCAAUAGGUUUAUUUCUGAGAAAAUUUGAGGGAUUACAUUUGAAUUUUGUGGUUGUUUUAUUUAUUUAGAAGUGGAUUAGGAAUUGCGUAUUUUAAGUCGUGUGUCCUAAAGCUGAUGUGUUUUUUUGAAAAGCUAGCCACUCUGUAGAAGUCACCCUCUGAGUUUUGUCAGCAACACAUCACCACGAAGGGCACUCUGAGUAAGUAUGUAAAGCAUUGGGGUUGGUUUGGGAUUUGUGGGAGAAUUCCACUAGAGUUCUUCCUGAUCACGUGACCUGUUUUUCACAUGGUCAAGAACAAGUCUGGGGCAUGUAAGUUUAACAGACAACUGUUGAGUGCAGCCGUGCCUGUUGGCAUGGGUGUUGCUUAUUGUUAAUUAAGGGUAUGGUCUUGAGUGUUUGCACAUCUCCCUGUUACAUAAGUAGGAGUUAUGGGAGUAGCAUUGGAGCCUUACUACAACAAUACACACCUUUUGACUGUGCAUUAAAUACAUGGAUUCACAUAAUUCAUGUGAGAAACUUAAACAUGCUGACCAAUAAUCACCAAUAAAUUUGUCUGAAUGGAUGUGUCCUUUGUAGAAGACGUCACUCCACAUGUCAGAAGAUCUAACUACCACUUAAUACACCCCAAACACACUUGCUGGACUGGUGAGUUUUGAGGACAACUAAUGUCAUUGAUAGACCCUAUAGUCAUUGAUAAACCAGUCUACUUAAUCUCAGGGGAAUCCUUUGCUAAAACAUUUCCUUUCCUUCCUCCACCCUACAUUUGCACAUUCAACACUCGUCUCCAGCAGUGUCCCAAAGCUAAGAGAUUGAAAAUGUUUGAGGGUGAAAGUACUAAAUAAACGCUCCAUUGGCCCCUUUCAGCAAGUGCAACAAUGCAACCUCCAUAAGCAAAGUGGAAACCCAUAAGACAUCAUGUACUUUCUUUUUACUUAAUUGGUGUACCCAAUUAUAUGACACAAGCAUUUGUUUGCAUCUUAUUUCAAUACUUUGAAAGUGGAAGAUGAAUUGCAUUAUUUAAGCGUGUCUCAGUUGAUGGGAUUAUUGAUCCCUUUGCCACUCUGUGAAAGUCACUCUCUGCGUUUCGUUAGCAACACGUGACCAUGGAGGGCCCUCUGAGCUAGUGGGAAGGCCACCAGUCAUCUAAUCUAGACAUGGAAAACACUUGGUCCUAUACAAUACAUAACCUUUUCCCAAACAUGAUGGAAAUAGUAAUGGACAGAAUGUACAAAAAAACAUUGUACUCAACAGUAACUACAAAAUAAACAUUUGUAUUGUACACUGUGGUGUUUUUGAUUCUGCAUGUUAAACCUCUCAACUUAUUUUUCUUUCAAAUAUUUUUUAUUUUCCCCAGAAAACAGUGCCCUCCGAACCCAUUUUGGCUCUGUACUUCAAAAGUUAGUAUUUUAAAGAAAAUUAUUAUUUAUGAAAAUUUUUAAAUGAUAGACUGUCCAUUAUUAUUUGAUGGUAUUUCUGUACAUAUUGGUUUCACUAUUUAGAAAUAAUACUUUGUAUACAUAGUCCUCUUAUUUCAGGGAACUUAUUCUGGUUCUAAUGAUUUUAACCAUCUUCUGGUGUUUUGUGGUUGAAGCCUAACUUAACACCCUAGCAGAUUUUUUUAAUAUUGAAAUGUACUUUAUAGAUAUAAAAAUUAUAUACAUUUUGAAGGAACUUUUUUUUCAUUAUGUAUUACAUUUAUUUUUAUGCUAUCAAAACAUGAAUACAAUUUACAUUUAAUGUUGUAGUUUAGAUGAAAAUAGAGGGCGCUAAUGUGGUGGAAUGACAUAGACACUAUUAGAGAAAGUGCUCAUUGGAAAAUAAAACCAAACUCAAAAUGGGAUUUAAGCUAAACUAUACCCCAAUGAAUUACCGUUCUCAGAAGAAUAAGCAAAGAAUUAGCAAAGCAAUCCUAAAAGAAAAAAAAUUAAUAUGUAAUGACAUUAGUUUGUGAUUGUUUUCAUAAUUGAUAUAUUUUUUCUCCAAUUCUAAUAAUGUCUAAUGUCAUUGCUGCCCUGGCUGUUCUAUUGGGCUGUACUUUGUGAUGUCUCCUGUCUAUUGCUGUCAAUUCUCCGGUGUCCUGUCCCUCGUCUCAAGCCCCAAACUAUUUCUCUCCGGUGUCCUGUCCCUCGUCUCAAGCCCCAAACUAUUUCUCUCCGGUGUCCUGUCCCUCGUCUCAAGCCCCAAACUAUUUCUCUCCGGUGUCCUGUCCCUCGUCUCAAGCCCCAAACUAUUUCUCUCCGGUGUCCUGUCCCUCGUCUCAAGCCCCAAACUAUUUCUCUCCGGUGUCCUGUCCCUCGUCUCAAGCCCCAAACUAUUUCUCUCCGGUGUCCUGUCCCUCGUCUCAAGCCCCAAACUAUUUCUCUCCGGUGUCCUGUCCCUCGUCUCAAGCCCCAAACUAUUUCUCUCCGGUGAGAUGGAGUGCCCCCCCCCCCCUUAAUACCUCUUCUCCCAUCAUUUACUCAUCUUUUCCUUUCUUUUCCUUCCGUCCUUAGCUCCUAUACUCAUCCCCUACUCUCCUCAUCCUCUUUUCCUCACCACUUUACCUCCUCCACUUUUCUCCACCCCUCUUCUCCUCACCACUUUACCUCCUCCACUUUUCUCCACCCUUCUUCUCCUCACCACGUUCCCUCCUCCCUUUCUCCCCCUUCCCCAACUCGCCUCCUCUCUUCUUCUCCCCUCCAUGUAUUGUAAAGAUGUGUGUAAUAAGUGUACAGACAAGAGUCUUUCUGAUGAACACAGCUAUUGGUUGUGUGUCCAUAAUUAAGGGACUAGGUUGAGGAGAGAGAUGAUGAAAAGCAUGGGUGAGAGAUAUAAAGAGUUAUACAAAGUCCUGAGAGACCUUUUCAAGAAGAAGUGUGCGUAUUUUUAGUGCAGUAACCUCAGUCCUAGUAACAGAGCCAUAUUGGAGAAAGAUGCCUUGAAUGCUUAAUGAAUAAUCCAUAGCUAAAUUAUUUUAAAUGUUUUGUAUAUGUAAUGUAAUUUUUGAUUCUGGAAACAUGGAAAAUAAACCAUAAAUCUUUAAAUGUA